This is a messenger RNA of Neospora caninum, 8862 nucleotides long. RefSeq lists its product as hypothetical. NCBI's taxonomy places the organism in Eukaryota, Apicomplexa, Conoidasida, Eucoccidiorida, Sarcocystidae. The transcript has a single exon. The annotation marks the transcript as partial. The record is from RefSeq and is a predicted model, not a curated record.
AUGCCGUCGAAUGCGCAGGCCUCUCCGGGGCCUGCGCCCAAUUCCUGCAGGCGGCUCUCUUCUGUCUCUCCCCUUUCUUCGCCCGCUCCCCCUUCGUCUCCCUCUCCCCUGUCUGUCUCCGCUGCUUCGCCGUCUCGUUUUCCAGGUGCAAGGGGCGAGAACGUGCUUUGUGCUUCCUUGUCACCUCUCGUUUCUGACGGAUCUUCGAGUCUUCCCUCGUCUCCUGCAAACUCAGACAGCCGUUUCCGAGUGAGCAAGAAAAACUCCGCGGCAGCUGUGUGCAUCUCGCCGGCUCCGCAGCCUGCGACAGCCCCCAGGCCUCUUCAUUUCCCCGCUGGAAGGGAAGAAAGCGACCUCGCAGUCCAGGCGACCGCUUCUGUGCCGAGCUGUGCAGGAACCGUGACUGCUUCUUUUCUAAACAAGAGCAGAGCUCCGGAAGGAGAUCAAGGCAGAGAGGCUCGACACCAGCUGGCUGGCUUGAGUGAGAAGAGGCGCGUGCCUGAGGACGGAGUCGAGUUCCUCGGGAAGCGGAUAGCACCUCCUUCGCAGCCUCCAUUUUCGUACUCUCCGCCGCAGUCGCCUUCUUCUCGAUCUGUUCUGUCUGUUGCGUCCUAUUUCUCUUUCGCGGCGUCGCUGUCUCCCCUGUCGCCGACCCGUGUCACCCCGAUCUUCUCUCCGGCCCCCAUCACUGCAGCUCCUUGCCCCUCUCACCGUUCAGUGUCGACAGCUGUGCGAAGCGAAGCAAACGCCCCGGCGUCCUCGGCGUUCGCUUCCGCUCGCCACCCCUCUCGCCUGCGCCUCCCGACAACGACGUCGGCGGACCCAGCAGAAGAGCGAGGAAGCAGGGCUGAAGGCCGAUGCGAGGACGCGUCGGCGGCGACGCCGUCGCUCGGAACAAGUCGCUUGCGCGUUUCGUCGAGAAACGAUGAGGACCUCAGACCUCAGGCGCUGUCUCCCUCGCGCGGGGGCUCCUCAGGGCUUUCAGCAUCCAGCGACCGCCUCCCGCGAGCGCAGUCGGCCGGCGGCGAGCGACGUGGCCACCGCGGGAGAGAAACGGGAGGGCGCAGUGCAUGCACGGACCUGUCUAGACAAAGAACGCGGACUGUCGACGCAGCCGAGCUGCGUCGCCGCGACCGCGAGAGAAGCUCUCGAGCGGAACGCGAUGACGGGUGUUCGUAUUUGUUCGAGCAGGGCACCCGCCUCGCGGCGGCCGCUCGUUUUUCUCCGUGUCGCCGCGAAGCUUCGCCGAGCCGAUUGCCCUCGUUUCCUCUCGCUGCGGCACCUCCUCUCCACACAGCUCCGGUGGACAGCCGCUUUCCCCUUGCUUCGCCGGCGCUCGUGCCGACAGCUGCCGGGUCUUCAGAGGAGGCCCCGUUCGCCGCUGGGGAGAGGGGCCGUUCUGCCUGGCUCUUCCGAGAGGUCCGCGCAGCUUCCAAAGAGAGGAACGGGAGUCGCCUCAUCCUGGAGGGCGCGCCCGGCCGCACGCAGCCUGGUUUCGGCGAAGAGCUGCAUCCGCCGAAUUUCUGGGAAGAGGUGCACUACCUGAAGCGCAGCGUCCACACGGUCCUGGAGAAGUCCUCGGGUCUCCAGGGGGCUCGCCUCAGUCGGCAGACGCGGCGGAGCCGAGAGGCGUCGAGGGCGCUGGAGGAAGCCCGAAGAAACGCCGAGUUCCGAGCAGCCGUGGCUGUGCGUCGCGACCUAUACGCGGAGAACACUUUCCUCGAGCAGUUCGUGACGAAAGGCGACCGCGUGCUCCAGACCAAGGAGAUGGCGCGAUGUCGGGAAGCAGUGGCGAAGCUCGAGCAGGAGAACAAGAGUUUGCGACACCGCGUGGCUGAGGAGCGGAAACAGACGCUCUCCUUCUUCCGACAAAGGUGCGUGCUGGACGCGCUGCUCCAGCGGGUUGCUAUGCAGCUCGGCGAGGACGAACAACGCCAGCUUCUGGCCCACAUGCGGCUCUCCGCCGCCGCGUGCGUCGCCGUGGACUGGCGAGACGCGCACCGCGGAGCCGUCGCCGACGUGCCGGCCACGGUCGCCGAACUGCAUGCCGGCUGCUUCUCGUUUGCAGACUUGCUGCCUUCCGCAGCUGCGGCUUGGGAAGACACGGGGGUCCCGGGCGGGAAGGCGGACCGCGCCGCGCUGAGCGGUCGACUCCGGGGGCGGUCUGUGUUUUCAGGGGAAGCCUCCACGCCGGGUCGGGCGAGUCGGAGUGUCUGUGCGACUCCGAGAGAAAGAAGAAUGGAUUCAGCCCGAUCUGCCAACAUGCGCGGGGCGGACGAGCAGCUCACGGGGCUGCGGAGUCUCCUCAUCGACAAGGAAGCCGCGCUGAACUCCGCUCUGAUGGAGAGGGACGCCCAGCGGGAGGAGAUCCGCCAGCUGAAGAGUCUUUUGGAGGGGCGUGCGGAGGCGAGCGUUGCGGUGAAGCGGAUGGCCGACACCGAGAGGACGCAGCUGGAAGCCACCAUCCGAACCCUGCAGGCGACCGUGAAGACUGCCGAAGAAAAGGCCCAAAAGGACUUGCAGCGCGCCGAGGGCCUCGUCGCCCAACUGCAGACGCAGGUCGCCGCCGCCGAGGAGUCGCUCGCUCGUGAGCGGGCGACUCUCACGUUGCGCGAAAAAGAGCUCGCCACACGGGCCCGAGGCGACGCUCAGGGGACGGAGACACAGACCCUGCGGAGGAAACUCGCGGAAGAAGAAGGGGCUCGCGCGCGGCUCCAGGCGGAGGUCCAGGCGCUGCAGGCGAAGGCGGCGCGAAGCGAAGGCCUCGAGAUGGAGCUGGAAGCGAAGAAGGAGCUUUUGACUGCUGAAGCGGGCAAGGUCCGAGACCUCGAGGCGAAGCUCCAAGAGACCGAGGCGAAGAACCGGGAACUCGCGCAGCUCGUGGCUGACUUGCAGAAGGAACUCUCAGCGGAAAAAGCGAAGACGGAAGCUGUGAAGCGUCCAUCUUUGGGGCCAAGCGCACCUGCAGCGGCUUCAGGCCCAGCGGCGCCGAAAGGCGACCAGGUUGCUUCCGAGCCGACAAAGGACGCGGGCGCCGCGAAGAGUGUGAAGAGUAAGCCAGUUCUCCCGCCUCCGGGAAAAGGCGCGAAAACCGUCGCGGCCGUUGCACGUUCCUCAGAUGUGUCUACCUUGCAAGCAGAGGUCGCCACUUUGCUCGCAGAGAACCAGCGCCUCGCUCUCGCGCUUCAGGAAGCGACGCUGCGCGAGGCUGACGCGGCGGUGGCUGGGAAGGCGCUGCCUUCGUCGCCUGCGUCAGCGAAGAAGAGCCUGCCUUCUCUCGGCAGCAAACUCGGUGCGAAGCCGCCGACUUCCGGGGGGGCUCCUGGGCAGGGAGCAUCUGCUGAGCCGCUUUCGAAGGAGGAACGCGAAGAACUGACAAGGCUCCGAGAAGAAAACCAGUCUCUCCGGGAAAAGCUCGAGGGCGGAGUGACGGCAGCCACCAAGAAACUCCCUCCGAAACUGGGAAAGGCCUCGCCACCUGCGGGGCCAGGCGUCGCAGCUGGGCACCCCAGCUCUGCCGACGCCGACGAGGAGUUGAGGCGGCUUCGAGCUGAGGUCGCGCGUCUGCGGAAGGAAAAGGAAGAGAGGCCGGGCGCGACGGGAGGCGCCGCCGCCGAGUCGGGGAGCUCGCCUGCCUCAAGUUUGGCGCAGAAAUUCGCGGCAGAAAAGCCAAAAGCCAAGGGCCUGUUCAGCGCGCUGCGCAGAACGCUUUCUCGCACGUCUUCUGGAGCUGAGGCCUCGCCGCCCUCGCCACGAACCGGGGGGCCGGGAAGCGACGAAACUGCCAAGCUGAGGAUGCAGCUCGAGAAGAUGCGAGAGGAGCUUGCGCACGCGCUCGCCCAGAAUGAGGAGUUACGCGGACACGGCGGCGCGACCAGUGCGGCUGUCGCGCCUCCAAGGCCUUCGGGUCAGGCCCAGAUCGCCGCGAAGAAAGCGGCACCUGUGGCGACGAAAGAAAUCGAGGAGCUGACGCGCGAAAACGAGACUCUCCGCCAGCGGAUUGCUGAGCUGGAAACAGCAAACCCCGCGCCGGCCGGGACGCCCGGGCCAGGAGCCGGCGAGAAGGCGGCGCCUCCCGCAACAAAGAGAGGCUUUCCCGCUCCCUCGGGACUGGCCAAGAAGGGCGCCGUUCCCCCGAAGAAGAGCGGGAGCCUGACGCGUCAGCAGACGCAGGGCGCAGAGACAGCGACAGAACCCGCAGGGGCCGAGGAGGUGACGCGUCUCCGAGCCGAGAUCGACAAACUGCAAACGGAGAAGGCGAGCGUUGACAAGGAACUGAAGGACGCUCGCGAAGAGCUUCUCGAGUUGAAGACGCAGGUCCAUGCGCCAGCGUCCGCUCCCACAGAGCCCAAGAAGGCCCCCGCGCCAGGUCUCGCCAAGGCGAAAGGCCUUCUUCCGCCUACGCCGAAGGGCGCUCCGGGUGUCACUGCAGCCGCGAAAGCAGACGGCGAAGUGCAGCGGCUUCGCAGCGCACUGAGCGAGGUUCAGACGGAGCGUGACGAGCUGAAGAAGCGAGUGGAAGCUCUGGAGAAAGGCACCGAGGGGACAGCCAAGCCAGGUGAGGCGCCACAGCCACCACCGAAGGCCGGCAAGGCUGGACCUCCAAAGGGCCCUGGGGCUCCAAAGAGCGUCGGGCCUCCGAAGAAGCUCGCUCCGAAAGUUGCAACGGCAGACUCGAGUCCAGCGCCGGGCGCGGAUGGUCCGCAGGGCGACGCCUCGCCAUCGCGUCAGCCGUCCGCACAGGUGGGAGGCGCUGCGGAGGCUUCUGGAGGCUCGGCUGUGGACCUCCAGGAGAUGAAGGCCCUGAAGCAGGCAGUGGCGACCCUGGAGUCCCGACUGCUGGCGUCCGAGAGCGCGAAAGCGGCGCUCGAGGAGAAGCUGAAGAAUGCAAACGAAGUGGCGAAAGCAAAGGCUCCGCCGCCACCCAAGGCGAAGCUGGGGCCUGCGCCCUUGCCGCCGAAGGGGCCGACGAAGGCCGGAGCGGCAGGCACCCCGGGCGCCCCGGGCGACGCCGGGGAGAAGAUCAGCGAGUUGGAACGCGAAGUGAAGCAGCUGAAGGAAGAGAAGGAGGCCUUGUUGGCAGAAAACGCGAAGCUAAAGAGCGCGGGAAUCGAGGAAGCAAAAACGGGCGAGGCGGAUACCGCGAGGGCAGCGAAGGCCGUCCCGGCGAAAACGGGAGACCCACGUGUCGGGAAGUCCGGGCCACCGGCUGCAGGGUUGAAAGAAGGCAAGACGCUUCCUCCCAAGGCAAAGCUUCCGCCAGCGGCAAAGAAGGUUCCGGCGGGAUUAGAUCUGCCUCGUGCGGCGUCCGAGAGCGCCGCGGAGGCCGAGGACCAGCAGCGAAAGCUUGCCGAGUUGGAGAGUGAAGUGAAGCAGCUGAAGGAAGAAAACGAAGCGCUGGUCAAGGAAAUUGAGAAGCUGAAGACAGAGCGCGGGGAGUCGGCGACUGCGCCGGGGGGAGCCAAAGCUGGCAAGGCGGGGAUCCCCAAGAAGGCCCCGCCAACAGCCGCAACUUUGCCGCCGAAGACCGUGCCAGGUGUCGCCAACGAAGGGGAGCAGAAGCCUGCGGAGAGGGCGGAGGCGAGUGCGCCGCUGGAAGCGAAAAUCGCGUCUCUGGAAAAAGAAAAUCAGGCACUGCGUGAGGAGCUGGAAACCACCAAGGAUCGGGUGAGGCAGAGCACUGAAGCGAAAGGCGAUGCAGCCGAGACACCUGGAGCGCCUUCGGCCUCGAGCGUCCGCAAAGCCCCGCCUCUCGGUGGAGUCAAGGCCAAGGGCCCUCCGAAGAAGGCCGCUGCGGCUCCUGCCACUGCGCCUGCAGGGGCGCCAGACGAGGGCGCAACGCAGCAUCGCGAGCUCGAGAAGGAAAUCGGGGAACUACGCGAGAAGGUGAAGCAACUAGAGGUCGAGCGAGACGAGCUGAAGGCGCAAGUGGAGGAGUUGAAGCAAAAGGAAGGACCGGGUGGAGACGCUCCAGGUGGACCGCCUUCUUCAGCUACGCCUCCGCCCCCUCUUGGCGCUGAUGGAGGGAGCGGGGAGGAGACCGCUGGGAAAGACGAGGGGAAGGCGAGGGAGGAACUGGCUUCAGCGAAGGAGCAGAUUGCAGCGAUGGAAAAGGAGAUCGAGGCACUGAGGACGCGCGUGAAGGAGACGGAGGAGGCGGGGGUCAAGUCGAGCCAGGAGGAAGCUGGAAAAGAUAAAGAAAGGGCUGCGCCUGUUGGAGGAAAAGCAAAGCUGCCGCAACCCAAGGCAAGCAAGAGUGCGGGACCACGGCCGGAAGCGUCGCCAGCGGCCGGAAAGCACAAAGAAGAGGCGACAGACAAGGCGAGUGCCGGAACAGACGAAAGCCGACCGCAGGCGACCAUCGAGGCUCUCCAGAAGGAAAACGUUAGUCUCAAAAAGGAAAUUGAAGAGCUGAAGCAAAACGCCGGUCUCGCAUCAUCAGGAACAGAGGGGGUGAGGCCUGAGGAAGCAAAAAAGAUGAGGGAGGAGAUCGAGCAUCUCAAGAAGGAGAACGAAGAGCUGCAAAAGAAGGUAGCAGCCGUAGCUGAGGUGCCCGAGAAGAAGGCAGAGACUCCAGGAGAGGGUGGCGAGGCAGCAAAGGCUGCAGUGACAGGAGGCAAGCAUCCGCCGCCCAAGAAGAAGCCGGGUUUGCCAGUGCCCAAGGCGAAGGAAAGUGUGAAGGAGAAAGAAGCAGGAGAAGCAAAGGAUGUAGGAGGGGCUCGCGAUGCUACAGAACCCAAGACAGAGACAGAAAAGACAAAGGGAGAGGAGGAGAAGGCAGAGGAAGCCAAGCAGAUGAAGGAGGAGAUUGAACGUCUCACGAAAGAGAAAGAGGAGCUGACGAAGGAAGUGGUAGAGCUCAAGAGAGCAACGGAGGAGAAAGAGGAAACGAAGGGAGAGGAGGAGAAGGCAGAGGAAGCCAAGCAGAUGAAGGAGGAGAUUGAACGUCUCACGAAAGAGAAAGAGGAGCUGACGAAGGAAGUGGUAGAGCUCAAGAGAGCAACGGAGAAGAAAGAGGAAACGAAGGGAGAGGAGGAGAAGGCAAAGGAAGCCAAGCAGAUGAAGGAGGAGAUUGAACGUCUCACGAAAGAGAAGGAGGAGCUGACGAAGGAAGUGGUAGAGCUCAAGAGAGCAACGGAGGAGAAAGAGGAGACGAAGGGAGAGGAGGAGAAGGCAGAGGAAGCAAAAAAGAUGAGGGAGGAGAUCGAGCGACUCAAGAAGGAGAACGAAGAGCUGCAAAAGAAGGUAGCAGCCGUAGCUGAGGUGCCCGAGAAGAAGGCAGAGACUCCAGGAGAGGGUGGCGAGGCGGCAAAGGCUGCAGUGACAGGAGGCAAGCAUCCGCCGCCCAAGAAGAAGCCGGGUUUGCCAGCGCCCAAGGCGAAGGAAAGUGUGAAGGAGAAAGAAGCAGGAGAAGCAAAGGAUGUAGGAGGGGCUCCCGAUGCUACAGAACCCAAGACAGAGACAGAAAAGACAAAGGGAGAGGAGGAGAAGGCAGAGGAAGCCAAGCAGAUGAAGGAGGAGAUUGAACGUCUCACGAAAGAGAAAGAGGAGCUGACGAAGGAAGUGGUAGAGCUCAAGAGAGCAACGGAGGAGAAAGAGGAAACGAAGGGAGAGGAGGAGAAGGCAGAGGAAGCGAAGAAGAUGAGGGAGGAGAUUGAACGUCUCACGAAAGAGAAAGAGGAGCUGACGAAGGAAGUGGUAGAGCUCAAGAGAGCAACGGAGGAGAAAGAGGAAACGAAGGGAGAGGAGGAGAAGGCAGAGGAAGCGAAGAAGAUGAGGGAGGAGAUUGAACGUCUCACGAAAGAGAAAGAGGAGCUGACGAAGGAAGUGGUAGAGCUCAAGAGGGCAACGGAGAAGAAAGAGGAGACGAAGGGAGAGGAGGAGAAGGCAGAGGAAGCAAAAAAGAUGAGGGAGGAGAUCGAGCAUCUCAAGAAGGAGAACGAAGAGCUGCAAAAGAAGGUAGCAGCCGUAGCUGAGGUGCCCGAGAAGAAGGCAGAGACUCCAGGAGAGGGUGGCGAGGCGGCAAAGGCUGCAGUGACAGGAGGCAAGCAUCCGCCGCCCAAGAAGAAGCCGGGUUUGCCAGCGCCCAAGGCGAAGGAAAGUGUGAAGGACAGAGAAGCAGGAGAAGCAAAGGACGACGAUGCGGAUAUAAAAGGGGAGAUGGAAAGGCUGAGGAAGGAGAAUGAAGAUUUGAAGAAGCGGUUGGAGGCGAUGGAAAAGGCAGAAGGCGGGGCGCCGGGCGCCUCGACUUCGCCAGCGGAAAUGCAGAAGCGGGAAGCCGAACUGGAGGAAUUGAGGGCGAAAUCGGGCACGAGAGCAGCAGGGGAGAAGGUGAGCGAGGGAGGUGGAGGUGAAGCAGUCGCUGCCGACGAGAAGCUGAAGACUCUGGAGGAGGAAAACGCGAAUCUCCGCAAGCAACUCGGCGAGCUUCAGAAGGAAAAGGGUGGACCUGGGCCGGCGUCGGAGAACACAGAGAAGCCGGGCGGCUCUCCAGAGAUGCACGAAGAAAAGAGCGUGGAGGCCCUCCAAGACACAAUCCGCGUGUUGCAGGAAGAGAAGGCGGCUUUGGAGAAGCGCUUGGCAGAGGCAGCCGCGACGUCGGCGUCGGGUGCAAAAUCGAAGCCUGGCCCGCCGCCCAAGAAGGCUGGUGUCGGCUCGAAGGACGUCGAGGGCGCCCAGAAGGAAGAGAAGGGCGGAGAGGAUUUGACGGCGAAGGUGGCGUUGCUGGAGAAGGAGAACGCAGAUCUGAAAGCUCAGCUCGCUGCGCUCUCAGGCGCGUCUGUGUCUCCCGGAAAAGAAGGCGUGCCUGCAGCGCGCGAAGGCGAGGCGCUCGAGAAGCGAGGCCCGAGUCGCAAGCUGUCU